This is a messenger RNA of Mercurialis annua (annual mercury), 1184 nucleotides long. RefSeq names its product NADH--cytochrome b5 reductase 1. Gene Ontology annotation, biological process: electron transport chain. Gene Ontology annotation, molecular function: cytochrome-b5 reductase activity, acting on NAD(P)H. The record is from RefSeq and is a predicted model, not a curated record. NCBI's taxonomy places the organism in Eukaryota, Viridiplantae, Streptophyta, Magnoliopsida, Malpighiales, Euphorbiaceae. The transcript is spliced from 9 exons. The coding region runs from base 159 to 1007 and encodes 282 amino acids.
AAAGUAAAACUCCAAAAAAUAAAAAAAGUAGAGCAUCACUUAAGCAACACUAUAGAUAAAGAGAGGGUCUUUUUAUAAAGAAAAAACCACCCAAUUUCUGAUUCUCUCGUUUACUCGUAAUCUCUUGUUGAGAGAAAAAAUAAACAAAAUUUUAGAUUAUGGAUUUGGAAUUCUUGCAAACGCUUGAUGUUCAGAUUCUUGUUGGUGCAUCAGUUGCUGUUUUAGCCGUUGUUAUUGGUUCUGUUUUUCUACUUUCAUCCAAGAAAUCCAAAUCCAGAGGGUGUUUGGAUCCUGAGAAUUUCAAGGAAUUUAAACUUGUCAAGAAAACUCAGCUUAGCCAUAAUGUAGCAAAGUUCACUUUUGAACUUCCUUCACCUACUUCCGUUUUGGGUCUUCCCAUUGGACAGCAUAUUAGCUGCAGGGGCAAGGAUAGCCAAGGUGAAGAUGUGAUUAAACCAUAUACGCCGACUACAUUGGAUUCCGAUGUUGGUCAUUUUGAGUUAGUUAUUAAGAUGUAUCCGCAAGGAAGGAUGUCCCAUCAUUUUAGAGAGAUGCGUGUUGGUGACUCUCUUUCAGUAAAGGGACCUAAGGGUCGUUUCAAGUAUCAACCUGGCCAAGUUAGAGCAUUCGGAAUGCUUGCUGGUGGCUCAGGCAUUACUCCAAUGUUUCAAGUUGCAAGAGCAAUAUUAGAAAACCCAAAUGACAAGACAAAGCUACACCUUAUUUAUGCCAAUGUCACAUAUGAAGAUAUUCUUCUAAAGGAAGAAUUGGAUGGCCUUAUAGCCAAGUACCCAGAUCAAUUCAAGGUGUACUAUGUUUUGAAUCAGCCUCCUGAAGUAUGGAACGGCGGUAAUGGCUUUGUAACAAAGGAAAUGAUUCAAGAGCAUUGUCCUGCGCCAGCAUCCGACAUCCAGAUUCUGAGAUGCGGACCUCCUCCCAUGAACAAGGCGAUGGCUGCUAAUCUUGAAGCCCUUGGUUAUUCCCCGGAAAUGCAGUUCCAGUUCUGAUUAUCAAGUUUCUGGACAUGCCUCGGUUCAGACUGCAAUUUAUAUCACUUGAUCGAUGCUCGCCUCUAGUUAAAACUAUCGAUUAAGCCUCGAAAAUAAUUGAAAUUUAAAUAUCAAUCGCUGUUUUCAAUUUCUGAGAAAAUUUUCCGUCAAUUAAGAUGAUUGCCACUGACUUCA